This is a messenger RNA of Anguilla rostrata (American eel), 6012 nucleotides long. RefSeq lists its product as uncharacterized. NCBI's taxonomy places the organism in Eukaryota, Metazoa, Chordata, Actinopteri, Anguilliformes, Anguillidae. Bases 2572 to 4776 code for a protein of 734 amino acids. The record is from RefSeq and is a predicted model, not a curated record. The transcript has 7 exons.
GAUGAUCAGCCUUCAUAGUGCCAAGAGGCGCCAAACAAGAGGGAGUGUGUGCCAGUGACGCAUGGCACUGUCUAAGCUCUCUGCCUCCACCUGCAGGCGGUGAUGGUGAAUUUUACUCACGGUGCGUCGAAUAUCCUUUUCCAGAGCGAUGAAAGGUUGACGCUCCAGAUUUAUGUUUGUUUUUUAGUGUCAGUUUGCAGCACAUAAACAAAUAAUGUUGCUAUCAAAGUUCUGUCACAAAUCAGGGCACAGCUGGAGGUUAAUCACUGAUAGAGAGAUGGAUCGUGGUAUCUCUCUCACUCUCUCACCUUUGGUAAAGCAAGUGUCUGACAAUGAGAAUCAGAAAUACACACCUAUUUUCUCUAUGCUGCAGUGUAUGGUCGUCUAUCUAUUUUUAUAGCAAAUGCUGCUCUUAUAGAUAUGGCAGUAGAUCUGUCCAUCAUUUUACAUCAGCUUAAAGUUGUAUUUUAUACAUUGCCCGUCAUUCUAAUUUACUUUCCGAGCUAUAGUAACUUGUUAAUGUGCAGAACAGCAGAGUUCAUUUCCACUAAGUUAGAUUCUGUAACUGCUAUUUCGCACAGGUGCUCUGUGUCACAUUUACUGUAAGAGUUGUUGUAACGCACACAUAAAAAUGUUAAGCAGCGUACAAUAAUAUUAACGCAAUGGAACGCAAUGGCAUGUUCGCAUACAUUCAUUCUUUUGGCAGUAUAUUUAGCGACUGUGUGAAAAUAAAUAUUGCACAAGGCUCUCACUUGGGGUGACAGCGCAGCGCGUUCCUUAGGGAAGCGGGCUCGUACCCCCCAGGUUGUUAGUUUGACUCUCAGGUAGGGCACUGCUGCAGACGUACCUUGAAAUAAGGCACUUAACCUGAAUUGUAUAAUUGUAUGUAAGCUGCGCGAGUUGUUCUGAAUAAGAGCAUCUGCUACGAGGAAAAUCAGGCGUUAAUACACCUGCAUUAACCUGUUUUUAAAUAAUAAACAUUGUUUGAAAAUGUGUUUGGUUCAACACACUUUAUUGCUGCUAAAUGUUUACGCAUUGCCCCUUCAGGAAUAUUGGCACUUCCGGCUUCGGAGUGUCCAGCGCAUGCGCAAAAGCUAGUUUAAAUACCUCGGAACUCCAUUGUACAGUUCUCUCCAGUGUACGACUCUUAGAGCGUGUGCUGUCUGUCUAUGCAACAAAUGGAAAUGGAGAAAAUCGCCAGUGGAACGUGUCUCUCGUGCUUACAGUCGGAGAUCAGAGAGUUCACCUCUUCGCUGUCCUGUAGGUAGUUCGCUUCGAGCCUCCGCUAGCGAGAUGGAUUGAGUCGCCUUUUCCGGAUGCACGUGUGGACAUGGAGAACAAAAUGGAAUUUGGGAUCUCCACAGGUGCCGUGAGCACUAACUGAAGACUGCUUGGGGAGCAAGGUGGAGUUCCCUGCCGCCACAGGCAGUUGGGUGCCUGGCUACUGUCCCUGUUGAAGGUCUGGCGUCGGCCAGCUACCUUUUUGGGCGUCUGUGGUGUCUGAAUUUGUGACCCGCAUGGCUGUGUGGCAGCACACGCAGGGAGGAGUGACGUCCAGCGCAUUGAUGUGAAAUGUUGAGCUUUUAAACUAACUCUGAAUAAAAAUUUUUUUACUACAUUAAGCAUGGUUGUCAUUUAUUCAGCUUAAACCACUGUGGACUGAAACCCUUCUGUUUUGAUUUUACUUGCACAUUAAAGAAGUUGCGCAAUACUUCAGUCAUUGCUGGUUGCAUGAGAGAUCAGUGGAUAUUACUCGUAAUCUUCAAGGAAAGGUGGUGGUGUUGGAGCAUAACUGGACUCACCAAACUGGUAAAAGGGAUGUGGUAAAAUUAUUUUACCUGUUGGCACAUUGUCUUUAUUUGGGAAUUGGCAACAGGCUAGCCCUGUAUGGUUUGGCUGAAUGGCUUUUCUGAAGUUAGUGGUUGUACUCACUGUGCCCUUCAAAACUUGGAAAUUUGAUCAUUGUAUAAUAGUGAUUUAAAAAAAAAAAAAAACUUUGCAUUUCAAAAGCUUGUAUCCCCUUAACAUAUUAGGCUGCAAUGGCAUGUUUUAGGCUGGCUAAGCCUCUGGGUGCUCCAGGUCCAGGGUAGACAAUGGUGCUGUACUGGGGCCUUCAAAAUAGUGCUGCAAUUGUGUGUCCUGGGCUGGUGGGUCCCACUAAGAUAUUUUCAUGGGGUCAAAAAUCCCUGCCGGUGUCCCUGAGUUUAGGAUUUUAGUUGCACUAGUGCCUGGGAGUCAGGUGUGAAUACAGUCUGGCCAAUCAGUAGCACUAAUUGUUCAGCAGAUUACCUGGGGGGAGAGAAAACCAGGGCCGGAUUUGGAUUCCAGGUCCAGAUUUGAGUAUCCAUGCACUGGUGAAAAUAAUUGUGACGUUGAAAUUGAUUCGUGGUUUUACGCAGCAUAUUGGUGGAAAACGCUGGACAGUACAGCACGUACCCUGUUACCGUUUCGCUCCCAUAAACUAAAGAAUCUGACACAACUGGUUGUGCUAGCGUACCCAAGUGGCUAACUAGUGACGUCACAGGAUCACUUUUACUUUCGUUUCAUCCGAAACGCGAUGGAUAACGAACGAUGAACGAGGGCGCACAGCUACUAGUCCCAAUGUUGGACGCGAGAAGCAUCGCCAUGGAUGCAGGCUUCACUGCCGUAGAAGUCCGUGGUGUUCCACGCAAGCUUCCAGAAGAUCGGAUGAUUGACAAGCUGACGAUUCACUUCCUGCGUCCUCGGAACGGGGGCGGCGAGGUGCUCAGGGUGGUGUACUCCGACCAAGCUCCACACCGGGCGUUUGUCGUGUUCGAGCGUCCAGAAGUGGCGGCUCGUGUCCUGCAGACGGCGCACGUGCUGCAGUUGGAGGGGCAGUCUUUUCCCCUGACGGUCCGUCCGGGGGAGCAUGCUGAGGUGGACCUGCCUGUGAGAGCCACGCUGAACCUGUGGCAGUUUCGGGAUCAGGAAGCCGCGCUCUCUAUCCUGAGGAGGCACGGGUUCAAGGUGAACCGGCAGCACCCCGGGCAGGUGCUGCUGGAGGGGACCUUCCUCAGUUUGAGCGCCGCUAGGGUCAGACUGGCGGAGCUGCUCGCCUCCGAAGGCCAAUCGCAGAGCUCGUACCCCGAGCCCCGCCCCAGCGUCCACUCCCAGGGAGCGGCGGACAAAUGGGGACUCUCAUCAAACGCAGACGUGUCAUACAGGCAGAACGGGGCCAAGGUGGAUGCUGGGAGAUGGAGUCCUAAGGAUGCCAAGCAAUCGCCUACUUCCUUUUCCUCCGUCACCCCGUCCCGCGUCCCAUCGCCCGGCUCCGCGGCCAGCUUCCUGUACGAUUCCCCCCCGGGGGGCCAGCCCUCGGCCAGCCCCCGCCACCGCGACCACGCCUCCUACGAAGGCCAAUCGCAGAGCUCAUACCUUGAGCCCCGCCCCAGUGUCCUCUCCGAGGGAGGGGCGGCUAAAUGGGGACUCUCAUCGGAAGCAGACAUGUCAUACAGGCUGAACGGUGCCAAGGUGGAUGCUGGGAGAUGGAGUCCUAAGGAUGCCAAGCAAUCGCCUACUUCCUUUUCCUCCGUCACCCCGUCCCGCGUCCAAUCGCCCGGCUCCGCGGCCAGCUUCCUGUACGAUUCCCCCCCGGGGGGCCGGCCCUCGGAGAGGUCCCGCGACCGCGACCACGCCUCCUACGAAGGCCAAUCGCAGAGCUCAUACCUUGAGCCCCGCCCCAGCGUCCUCUCCGAGGGAGGGGCGGCUAAAUGGGGACUCUCAUCGGAAGCAGACAUGUCAUACAGGCUGAACGGUGCCAAGGUGGAUGCUGGGAGAUGGAGUCCUAAGGAUGCCAAGCAAUCGCCUACUUCCUUUUCCUCCGUCACCCCGUCCCGCGUCCCAUCGCCCGGCUCCGCGGCCAGCUUCCUGUCCGAUUCCCCCCCGGGGGGCCGGCCGUCGGGCAGCCCCCACCACCGCGACCACGCCUCCUUCGCGGUGGACACCCACGCGCUCCGCUACGCUGGGUCCUUCCGCAACGACGAGGUCCAAGAGAUCCUGCAGGAGCACGGCGUGCAGAUGGAGGUGCAGCACGUGGACGGUUCGGGGGUCAGCACCGUGGUGCUGGUGGGCCGCCACGCGCCGCAGGCCGAGGACAAGCUGGCGAGGCUUCUGAGGGAGGUGCAGGUGGGCCUCCGCACCCAGGAGAUCCCCCUCUCCUCCAUGAGCCAGGAGCGACAGCACCAGGUCGGCCAGCGCGCCCUGAAGCUCGGAGUCAGUUACAAGGUUCUGGUGCUCCAGACGGGCGACGCCCUCCAGCUGGUGGGCUCCUCCAUCGAGAGCUACGAGUUGAAGCAGAGGAUUCUGGGAGAGGAGGGGAGUCGGCCCUCCUCCAGGCGGGAGAGCGUGGAGCAGGAGCGCGGCAGGCAGCUCGGAAGGAGCGCCUCGUUGCCACGGCGACCCGCCAGGGAGGUUGCGAGAGACUCGGCCCCCGGCUCUGCGGCGGCCGGAGGGUACGACCCGUCGAAAUACGACCAGGGGCCGGGGGGCAAGGGGCCCGGGCGAGGGGGUCGCGCGGACCCCACCCCGCCAACGGACCCCCGCAAAAAGAGAAGCGCCUCGGAGUCCCGCUCCAAGGAGAAGGAGGGCAGAGCCACGCCAGGGCAAGGGGAUAACCACAGGGCGCCCCCUGCUGGCGCUUCAACAACACCGGAGAAAGAACAAACCUCAAAAAAGAAAAUUGUCCCAACUAUGAACAAACAUCUAAUGCCAGUGAAAGAUUUUAUGGCUAAGAGAUUUCUCCCUAAAAAGCGGUGAUCAUUGACUUUUUGAGGACAGUGUAGAAAAAAAAAAAGGACGGAAAGAGUUUUAUGCUUGUGAAGAUCAGGGGAAGGGAAUAAAUCCAUUCUACUGAAAAUGAAGUUAAUAUCAACAUGCUGUCUCCACUGUUAAUAGAAGAACUAGAUUUGAUCUGCUCCAGUGCUCCGUUGCCUUGGAUACGUUAGACCAGUGAACAUAUGCACACCUGUCACCUGUAAAUGUGCCCCAUCUUUAGUGUUGUUUUUAACAAUAUGACCAGUGGCUGGUAUCCAGGGUGUUGAAAAAACAAACAACUGCACGUGCAAAAAAGGGGAUUAUUUGAAGGCUAAUGAUGCUAUGAACCGACUGUAUAUGUGAACAGCCUACUGGUAUUUGCUUGUGAAAGACAUUUCUCACUCACAUUGGUGUCAUUCGCUUCUACCGGUCAGAAAUCUGUCCAAUGUUUGAAGCAAAGCAAGCUUGCCCAGAACCAUAACACGAAACACCUAGCAUAAAAAAAAUCAUUUAAUCAUUCAUCAAAACUACUUUAGAGUCUAGAUGCCGGAUGUAUUUUGCAGAGCUUCCUCUAGUCUCUCUUAUGAGGAAUGCAGUUAUAAUUCUAACUAAAUUCUAACUUCUAAAUUCUCCUCCUCGUGAGUAAUUAUGGGAUUAGUACCAUAUUAUCUAACUCCCUCUGUGUGUAACUGCAUACCCAUAAUGCUUUGAGAACAUAUCCUGCAUCACCACCCUUUUACUGACGCUUUGACCUAGUAAGCACCAUGUGACAAAGUGGUGAACACCAGACCUGGGUGGAUUCAAAUACCUUUCUACGCCAGCGUAUUGGAACCAAAGAAAUACUCUCAUAAAGUGCAAACCCCACCUUCUGGUCACAUUAGCAGGCUCAGUUACACCAGGCAAGAUCAAUAGAGCACAGAAAAGUAUUUGAAUCCAAAACAAUAUGUAUGUAUUUCACCCAGGUCUGGUGAACACAUACCUCUUGGGAAUCGAACACACAGCUGAGCUGAAAUCUUGACUGCCAAUGUUAUGUGCUACAUUUACUUUAUAUGUGUUUAUGUGUCAUUCACAUAUGUGUCAUCUCACACGUGGGUGAAUAAACAAAUUAUGGGAUUAUGCUUUCCUAAAUUCAGAAGUGGUUAUCUGUAUUGUUGCUUGAAAUUAAAUUAUUUAAAAAAAAAUCUAUACACUGUGCUUCCUCUGUUGUGUUUAUAUUAAACGGUGGGAAACCAAAACCUC